This is a messenger RNA of Pecten maximus, 2717 nucleotides long. RefSeq lists its product as uncharacterized. Gene Ontology annotation, molecular function: chitin binding. The coding region runs from base 62 to 2401 and encodes 779 amino acids. Gene Ontology annotation, cellular component: extracellular region. The record is from RefSeq and is a predicted model, not a curated record. Lineage: Eukaryota; Metazoa; Mollusca; Bivalvia; Pectinida; Pectinidae. The transcript is spliced from 5 exons.
ACAGGAGUGUGGUUUAAUCUAUAUUUCGUUUUCUUCUCGUUGGAUCAAGACUCGAUAUAAAAUGGCGAUCGAGACUUUUUUGAAUAUUUUCUUGUGCUACUCCUCGCUGCAGUGUAACAGAAUUCCAUACUAUUCUCCGAAGCAUUAUGUUGAGAGUUCGUUGGAUGGAAACAGCAUGCAGUAUGUCUUCAAACAAUGCAAUGAUACUGUUAGUUUGCCAAAGGUGUACCUCAAAGAUGUAUGUCGCUGUAUUCCUGAAAAGUAUUAUUCGAAUUUUAUGUUCAUCAAAGAUGGAAUAAGAAAAGGGCGAUUUAAUGGAUUUAAGAUGAAUUGCACGCAGGUUUUCAAUAAUACUGAGGCGACCAUGUCUCCUGGAUCUGUACCCCAAACUGCAGUACCUAGUAAGAUAUCAACAGUUCUUGCACAACUUUUGCAACGAAGAGGGGUCAGCCCGCUCGAAAUAGCCAGGAUACAGGCAACUGGUUUAUCAGAAGCCGAAUUAGAGCAGUUGCAGGCUAGGAGAAAAUUGUCAAUGGCUGAAGUCGCAUUUAUGAGAUCAAGAGGCGUACCUGUACCUCAGAUUAAUUCCUUUCAACUGAGGGGUCUUCUGCCAUCAGAAAUCAGGGCAUUGCGAAAUAACGGCCGUCUGCCCCCAGCUCCGCGUCAUGUACCCGGUAUGCUUACAGGGCCUUUGCAGAGGCCAUUUUCGAGACCUAUAACUCCUGGAAACCUUCCACGGGUUACACCCAUUCGGCCUGUGCCUGGAAUCAUCCCUAAUAGGUUUGGUAGAAGACUUCUUCCUCCGGGGAUUGGUAGACAAUCAAUGCCAGGAAGUCUCCCUGUCGUCACUCCUAUAGGACCCCUUAGAGUGAGGAACGUUCCGCGUGUCAUUCCUUCAGCUGUCAGACCUCUCACCAUAUUCCAAGAACUUCAACUCCUCUCCCGUCAGGCAAACCCAUUAAAGCUUAUCCAACGCGUUCGUUCCCUCAGCAUGGACAAUCUAGAGAGUGUAGCAAAAGAAAUGACCCCGGAGCAGUUUGUCGCUAUGUGGAAGAUUCUAACAGAUGCCCAAAAACAACAUCUUCUACCCAAGCUGACUCCACAGAUGAGAGAACGUGUAACAGCAUCCCAAGCGUCUCCAGAGAGUCUUCAAGUCAAAAAUCUACUUACCCGUCGUCAGCUAAUGCAGCUAACCCCUGAACAGCUUAGACGUCUUGGAGCAGUUCUUGCAGCUAUAGAUGGUGACAAGUCACAAUUACCAGAAGGUCUUUUGCCUACUUCUAAUGGUGAUUCAACCAUCGAAACAGGUAUUCCCGUGAUAAAACCUGGCCCUACUUCAGUUAUUGGAACAAGUACAGGUUCCACUGAUAAUACAGUUUAUAGCAGUGAUGUGGCCACAGCAGCUGAAAUAGGAUCAGCGAUGAACACUGAAGAUACAGGGCUUGGCGGUGAGGAAACAGUUCCGUCCACCGGUACAGGUACGUUGACACCUGUUGACAAAGAUAUUGGGGCGGAGAAGAUGAUCCUUUAUGAUGUUGUUUCUACAGAUGCGGGGGAAUCACAGAAUGAUAAAGACAACAUAGUCGAAGUUGGAAUAUCUCCCAUUGACACAUCUGGAAUUGUCAUUGAUACUGGAAACCAGAACGUACCUGAUCCUCCGGCACCCGAUUUGCAGCUCACUUCCGGUAACCUCGUUAUCGAUAAUACAGUGCUCAAUUCACCUUUCCCACCAAGUACUGGAGGGAGCAUGACGGGAACUUCUGGAUCUGUUUCCACAAACACUGCCACAACUGGGGAAACAGGAAGUGAUUAUGCUCCGGAUACCUCGACCAACACAGGAAAUGAAUAUGUUCCUGACACCUCAACCAACACCGGAAGUGACACAAAUGUUAUAAAUCCCAACUAUAAAAUUAUCAAAGAUUCCGAAUUUUUGCCAGCAGAUUCUUGCCUUGAGUGUCAAAAUGCAGACACAACAGUUGCUUGCUACCGACCGCAUCCCACCAGUUGUAAUAUGUUCAUACAGUGCGUCACGGAUCACGCCAGGACUCUUCGUCCACAGGCAAUGGAAUGUUAUCCGUUCACGUUCUGGGAUCAAAAGUUGCAGAAUUGUGUAGGAAAUAGUGCAGUGUGCACAACACCGGGAGUUUUAGAGACCCUCCCAAAGGAGCCAGUAAUUGAGGCCCCAGUGGAGUAUGACAGCAAUCCACCCGUGACGACUACCACGCCCUCUACCGUGGAUGCCACCGAUCCACCACCGGAUUACGCACCAUUCGAACGAGUACAUGCUACUGUAGAAAUGAGUCUGUACCCUCAGCCUCCCUCCGGAUCUGGACUUAUUCUCCCGGAUGCUGUUCCUUCCAACCUAGGUUUCCCGGAUAUCCAUUCAGGUCUACAAUCAUAAAAGCAACUCUGUAAAGCACAACGCUUCUUAUUCACGUGUACAAAGCUCAUUAUUCACACAUGCUCAUUAAUGAUUAAUGUAAUGUUAGAGUUAUCUCACCAUAGGUAUAAAGUUUUACGUUAAUUCUGCCUUCUAUAUUGUAAUAUUUAACCCUUACGGGCCAGGUAAUAUGCUGAUUUAGUCAUUAUUAAUAUAUAUUGUUUACAUCUGAUUACAUUUCACUGGAAAUUAUCUUAUAAACUAACUUAAACUGAACUGCAAUAAUGUGUGUGCUCUUUGUUUUGCAUAUAUUAAUUAAAUUUUGACUCAAAUUGUA